AUGCCAAAAGAUAAACUAGGGGGAAACAAAAAGGCUACUGCAAAAGAUGAAUACCAAGAAGUUGAGUAUUUGUCUAAGGUGUACAAUGAGUACACUGAAGAAGACUUUUACAAAGUCAGAUGGCUAAAUUCGGCCAAUGGGAAAAAAUCUACAUCUUUACUCCCUAUAGAAUGCUUUGACCAAGAGUCUCAAGAAAUAUUGAAAAAAGAAAGUGAAAGCAAAAAUAAGCCGAAUAAAAGUAGCAAACAAGCUGUAAAAGUCGCAGAAACAAACGAAAAAAAGCCAAAGAGUGGCCAAAAAGAGAGCCCAACAAGCAAUAAUUUGGAAACAUUUGAGCCUACUUCUGAAAAGAAGGCAGAAGCUGUGCAGCAAGCUCCUAUAGACCCUGAAACCCUUCCAAAAUCUUCAAUCGGUAAUAUCACACUUCAAGCGUUGAUAGAAAGUGAAGAAGAUUUGCCUUCAAAAAAGCAGAAAAGUGAAAGCAAAAAUUCUGCAUUUACUGAUGUCAUUGAUCUAGAUGAAGAAAAGGAGCCUCCAAAAAAAACUAUUAAGCUCUCAAUUCCUUCUCAAAAAAAAUUACAAACAUCAGAAACUCUCCAAACCCCUAGUGUGGAAGCCAAAGAAGAACCUCCAAAAAUAGCCAAAUCUUUUGUUAAAGCUAUACUUAGCUCGAAAUCUCCACAAAGACCAGAAGAACAAAAGCCGAUAAAGGAUAUCAACAAUUCUAGAGGAAUUAAAAGAAUUAGAGAAUUAUAUAAAAGAGGGGAUAUUGAAAAAGAUAGGCCUGUUAAAAUCCUUGGAUGCUACCAGAAUAACGGUGAGCUAAAAUAUGCAGUGCUUUAUCGAGUUAAUAAAGGAGUUUGUCCGAAUAUUCAACUUGUGGAUCAUCAAAAAGUCAUGGAAAAGUACCCGUCGUUGUUUUUUGAAUUUUUUACGAAAAAUGCGAAGAUUAAGGCCUUGUAG
Blepharisma stoltei is the source of this 963-nucleotide messenger RNA. The record is from the annotation of a GenBank genome assembly. Lineage: Eukaryota; Ciliophora; Heterotrichea; Heterotrichida; Blepharismidae.